UUUUUUUUAAGAAGUGCGGUGUAAAGGAAAAACUAAAUCGACGAUUUCUAAGAUUAACAAAUUAAAAUUAUUACAAGAUUGAUAUUAACAAAAUGUCGCAUAUCUUGAGAAGCUAUAAGGCAGCUGCUUCAUGUAAAAAAUAUCUGACAACACAAUUCGACUAUAUUUUGAAAAAUACUAACUUCCGAAGACUGCACUUAACAUCUAUAUUGGAUAAGAGAGUUGCUUUUAAACUCAGCGAUAUUGGAGAGGGAAUACGUGAAGUAACUAUUAAAGAAUGGUUUGUCAAAGAAGGCGAUGUUGUUAAACAGUUUGAUAAUUUAUGCGAAGUACAGUCGGAUAAAGCUUCUGUAACAAUUACUAGUCGUUAUGAUGGGAAAAUACUGCAAUUACAUCAUAAAAUUGAUGAUAUGGCCAAGGUGGGUGAACCCUUAUUAGAUUUCGAUGUGGAGGAUGAAGAUUCUGACGAUGAGUCUUCCGAAACCUCGCCAUCGGCAACUCAAACAAUUACAAAGGAUAAUCCUAAAGUUCAUAUGGAUUCAAGCCAAGUUGGGAGCCCUACCGAAGUCACGUCAGAAGAAAUGACUCGCAAUAUUACAUUGGCAACGCCGGCUGUACGACGCAUAGCGCGAGAACAUAAAGUGGACUUGUCCAAAGUCACAGCCACAGGCAAAGGUGGCCGCGUUCUGAAGGGUGAUGUUUUAGAGCAUUUGGGUAUGAUACCUGCGGGAACAACAGUUCCCCAUCCAACUUUACUGUCUAAGCCGCAAGUUCCAGUGCCAGCGGAUCGCAUAGAGCAGUUGAAAGGAGUUCCUAGAGUUAUGUUCAAAGCAAUGACAGAAUCUUUGAAAAUACCACAUUUUGCCUACAGUGACGAAAUAGAAAUGACGCGCUUGAUGCAGUUUCGCGAUGAAAUAAAAGGUAUCGCAAAGGAGAACGGCAUCUCGAAUUUAACUUUUAUGCCAUUUUUCAUUAAGGCUGCUUCUAUUGCUUUGAAAAAGCACCCUAUACUCAAUAGUACACUUGAUGUGGAAAAGGAACUAGUUAUUUACAAAAGCGCUCACAACAUAAGUGUUGCCAUUGAUACUCCCGCGGGUUUAGUUGUACCGAAUGUUAAGAAUUGCCAAAAUAAAAACAUUAUCGAAAUCGCUCAGGAUUUAAAUGACAUCAUUGACAAAGGCCGUAAGGGCCUUUUGGCACCAAGUGAUUUUGCUGGUGGUACGUUUUCACUCUCGAAUAUCGGUGUAAUAGGUGGCACUUACACGCAUCCAUGUAUAAUGGCUCCUCAAGUAGCUAUUGGCGCCAUGGGACGUACCAAGGUGGUACCCAGAUUUAAUGAUAAAGAUGAAGUCAUCAAAGCUCAUAUUAUGAGUGUAAGCUGGUGUGCUGACCAUCGUGUUAUCGAUGGUGUAACUAUGGCAAAAUUUUCAAAUAUGUGGAAAAAUUAUUUAGAAAACCCUGCUUUAUUUUUGUUGCAUUAAUAUUUUAGAUAAGCAUUCAGCAAAUCAUUGAACUAAUCUCAAUUAUGUAGAAGUUCCGUUUGAGGCUACUUUCUUCUGUGCAUUUAAUUAUUUGUUAUUUUAUAAAGAUCGUGCUAUGGAAACGGAUUUUUAAAAAGUAAUUUCACUUUUUCUUGUUUUAAAACUUCCUGCGGCUGUUUUAGAUGCAUUUAUGACAAAGUUUAAUAUUUAAGUUUGGUCGGGGAAGUCAUUUUCUGUUUCAUUGUGUAUCAAUCAGUCAAAUACAAAAAAAAA
This is a messenger RNA of Glossina fuscipes, 1754 nucleotides long. It is a transcript of the gene Dbct, whose product is annotated as lipoamide acyltransferase component of branched-chain alpha-keto acid dehydrogenase complex, mitochondrial. Gene Ontology annotation, molecular function: lipoic acid binding; acetyltransferase activity. Gene Ontology annotation, cellular component: mitochondrion; cytoplasm. NCBI's taxonomy places the organism in Eukaryota, Metazoa, Arthropoda, Insecta, Diptera, Glossinidae. The coding region runs from base 93 to 1481 and encodes 462 amino acids. The record is from RefSeq and is a predicted model, not a curated record. The transcript has 5 exons.